UUAUAUGAAUAUGGUAGUUGUGCUUGUGUCGAGCUUUGUGCACAUACUCUGUUGUGUGUGUUUUUUUUACUAUUCAAUAUCCAGUGUGUUUCGAAUUCAAUUAUUUUUUACUGACUUAAACGGAAACCGCAAAAACUAUUUGUAACAACACCGUAAAGAUUAUUUAACAACGGUAGUACGAUGGGUGCGGAUCAAUCAACUUUCGAUCAGCCGAUCUAUCCACAAUCGCAACCGAUUUGCGCCACUGAACCUCGAUUUUGUUUGCCACACAAUGUUCAGCUACAUCUAAAAGAAAAGUUCUUCUCCUUUUCCGGAGAUGACUUCAAAAUUACGGACGCCAACAACAAGGCAAUUAUAUACUUCCAGUGCGAAGGACGCUCGUUUUCGUUAAGUGAAAAGAAAGUUUUGAGAGACAAUGUGGGUGUACCUGUGCUGAACAUGAAAGAAAAAAUGUUUAGCAUAUCAGACAAAUUUAACAUAUUUGCCGGUGAAGGAAGCGAAAGACAGAUCUGCAAAUUUAGAUCACAAAUAACGUUUUUGAAAGCUAAACUGUCGACAGUAUUUCCCGAUGUAUUGACCAAAGCCCAACGUCAUUUGGUGUUGAAAGGUGACUGGAGGAGUAAGCGAUGCCUAAUUUAUUUGGGCGAACCGAAACAGGGUGGCAUUCCGUUGGCACGAAUUUACCGGCCACUGACUCAGCGUUCACUGUUCUUGGGCGUGGAUGACUACAUUAUCGAAAUUGCAGCCAAUGUGGACAUUGCCAUGUGUGUUAUCAUGUGCAUUGCUUUAGACGAACACAGUCGUGAAAGAUAAGUAAUAUUUGCUGGAAGG
Bradysia coprophila is the source of this 831-nucleotide messenger RNA. RefSeq lists its product as uncharacterized. The record is from RefSeq and is a predicted model, not a curated record. NCBI's taxonomy places the organism in Eukaryota, Metazoa, Arthropoda, Insecta, Diptera, Sciaridae.